GAGUUAAUCAUAAACAUGGCGGGAGAUACAACGUGAAUGUAAACAUUUGGGAUGAAGAAGAAGAAAAUGUCAACACUUUGAAACUUUCUUGAGUGUGUUACCAUACUUGGACAUGGCAAACGUCGAUUCGGAUCGUGUUGAUGAUAUCACACAGACAAAGCAUGUACUACAGCAGUAUGUCUUGGAUAACCACAGGGAGGAAUUGGUCCAGGUUUUAUUGGAGGAAGAUGAAGAAGAUCACUACUGCAUUUCUGUCCAUGCUUUGUCCCUGUUUGAAAGUGACAUGUCAAUCUGCGACAUGCUUCUUUCCCGGGCAGAGAAGCUGCUUCCUGUGUUUGAUGCCGCCCUGGUGGAGGUCCAGACUAGCGUGAUUGAGGACCAUCCAGACAAAAAUCAGAUGAGUCUAAAGAGAAAUAUUCAUGGAAGAGUGAUGUCCUUACCUGUCUGUCCAGAACUGAUCAGGACCAACUUGCCUCGAACCUCAGAUGUUGGCAGUUUUCUCAGCAUCAGUGGUACUGUGAUCCGCACCACUGUGAUGAAGAUGCUGGAGUUUGAAAAGGAAUACAUCUGUACAAAGUGCCGAUCUGUCAUCUCUGUACAGGCAGAUUUUGAGCAGUUUAAUGCAGUUUCCAAACCCAGUAAAUGUACCAAUGAGAUAUGUAACUCCAUCACUUUCUCUCCCCUCAGUGAUGCAGGUACACAGCCACUGAAGUGUAGAAACUACCAGGAGGUUAAGGUACAGGAGCAGGUCCAGAAACUGGCGAUGGGCACCAUCCCCCGAUCCAUGUGGAUUGCACUGGAGGACGACCUGGUGGACGUCUGUAAGGCAGGGGACGAUGUCAUCAUCUGUGGAACAGUGCUAAGACGAUGGAGAUCUGUGUCUGUUGAUGCCCGCUGUGAAAUAGAGGUUGUGAUGAAGGCAAACCAUGUCUUAGUGACCAACAAACAGAGGAACGCAGUGCUGGUCACGCAGGAGCUGAAGAAUGAGAUUGCCAGUUUUUGGGAGGAGCACAAAACUUGUCCACUGAAAGGUCGUAACAAGAUUCUGGCCAGUCUGUGUCCUCAGGUGUAUGGGUUGUAUGUGGUCAAGCUGGCAGUGGCAGUGGUGUUGGCUGGAGGGGUACAGCGGAUUGACGAGUCUGGAACUCGUGUGAGAGGAGAAAUACACAUGCUAAUGGUAGGGGACCCAGGUACUGGAAAAUCACAGUUCAUGAAGUACGCAACAAAAAUUACACCUCGGUCUGUACUGACAACAGGAAUUGGGAGUACAAGUGCAGGUCUGACUGUCACAGCGGUCAAGGACGGUGGGGAGUGGCAGCUGGAGGCAGGAGCCUUGGUGCUGGCUGAUGGCGGGCUUUGUUGUAUUGAUGAGUUUAACAGUAUCAGGGAACACGACAAGGCUAGCAUCCAUGAGGCUAUGGAACAACAGACCAUCAGUGUAGCCAAGGCCGGAAUGGUGUGUAAACUGGACACCAGAACAACAAUACUAGCGGCCACCAACCCCAAGGGACAUUACGACCCAAACGAGUCACUGUGUGUGAAUGUAGCUCUAGCCAGUCCACUCCUGAGUCGAUUUGACCUUGUCCUUGUCCUUCUGGACACUCAGAAUGAGGACUGGGAUAGGGUCGUGUCCAGCUUCAUCCUUGAAAACAAAGACCCACUCGGUGAUAUAAACAUGAAGCAUUUAUGGGGGAUGGAGAAAAUGCAGGCUUACCUGUCUCUGAUCAAGUCUAUAGACCCCCAGCUCACUGACGAUUCUAGCAGGGUGUUAAGGGAGUACUACCGAGCUCAGAGAGGAGCAGACGACAGGAACGCGGCCAGGACCACCAUGAGGCUCCUACAGAGUAUGAUCAGGCUGUCACAGGCCCACGCUCGUCUGAUGUUUCGAGAUACAGUCUCAGUCCAGGACGCUGUGCUGGCUGUUACUCUUAUGGAGUCCUCCAUGCAGGGGGCUGCGUUGCUAGGCGGGGUUAAUGCCCUUCAUACCUCCUUCCCUGAGGAUGCAGAGGAAGAGUACAAACUACAAGCUGAGAUGGUGCUGAACAGACUUAAUCUGCAUGACCUACUGGAUCAGGAAAUGGCACGAAUUGAGCAGGAGAGACUCUCAGGUGGGACAGGGUCCCAGGGAGGUGGCAGUUCCCAGGGCCCAGGAAAUGUUGGAACAUCACAUUCGGGUCAAGGGUCAAUAUCACAUACAGGAAAUUCGGAAGUAGAUCAGUCAAGGUCGCUAAUAAGUGAUAUUUCAGUCUUACACCAAAGUCAACCACUGAGAGAGACACACCAAAGUUUUAGAACUGAGCCAACCAGAGAAGUGAAUGUUGAGGCUCGUAGUCACCAAGAGAAAGAACUACGUCAAAAUGUCAGGAUCAAGCGAACUAUGGAUAUGAGAGCUGACAGCCAUGAAGUAAAGUUACCAAUUGAUAAUUCAGCUCGAUCAGACGUAGAAAGUGUUGUCAUGGAAAUAGGAUUACAGACCAAAAGUGGAGGAAACAGGAAAUCUUCUUCUGAUUCAGACGGCCAUGACAUCUCUCUCACAGAUAUGUUGAACACCAGUGUAGAAGAUAGCCAAUCCAGUAUAGGUACUUUUGUUGCUCCCUCUGUAGGACAGACGCCAACAUUAUGGAGUCCUAGACCUCAAACAUCCACACAGUUGUCCCAGUCAGCCCCGAGGGACCACAGUGAAUGUCCUAAUAUUAGUUUGUCCAAUAUGUCUGAUAUCUCAGAGUCCCAGGACCAAAGUGCUCUGUCACAGAGAAAAGAAAUAAUGCCUCGCCCAUCUAUAACACAUGCAAUUCAAAACCGUCUUCAGGAAGAGAAAAACCGGAAAAUUGCUUCCAAGCCAAAAGCUGGAACAUCCGAGUCAGAUGUUUUGGAUAUUUGUGACAAGGAUCACCAAGCUAAACUUGUGUAUGUGAAAGAUACAGUUAUGGAAAAGCCUAAAGCUGGAUCAAAGAAACUGGUGUCAAAACUACGAAGUAAAAUAGAAGCAUCUAAAAGAGAGUUCACUUCAUCAGACGCUUCAUCAAAAUCUGUUGAAAAACUUGACGAGAAUGCCCCUAAACAUUCAACAGGAAGUCAUGGACCAUCUUCAAAAGUACAGACAUGCAAAGACACUUCUCUGGAACAAAAAAAUAACAAGAAAAUUUGGGACGCCAACUGUGACAGUAGUUAUCAUCGAGUGUCAGACAAAACCAUGUCCAAGUUACAAAGAUUUAUGUUUGAUUCAUCUUCAGAUUCAUCGGCAGAGAAAGAGGUCGGAGAUUCUGAAAUAAUUGUGGACGACAGCCUUCUAUCAGAGGAGUCUGUAGUGGUUGAUAACGGCGAUAAAACUGGACAUAAAAGGAAGCGCAGCGGCCAGGACAGUGGAAUGUCUGAAAGCAUGCUUUCAGGUCACCUCUGGACGGACAAACUUGAACAAUCAUUGCAAAGUGAUAUCUCAGACUCACAAUCAAGUGAUGCUGACGGAUCAUUGGGAUCAUCAACAAACAAACUGAAAAUUGUAGAAAGUUCUAACAAAAAAGUAAAGUUGUCUAAAGACAACUCUUGUGUGAAAACCAGUGAAAAUUGCCCAGAGCAAUAUCCUAAAGAUGUUAAUUCAAAUAGAGUGUGUAAGGAAUUAAAUAUCAACAAAUUCAAAUUCACUCGUAAACCCAUGUCAUGCUUGUCUGUGCAAGCUCCCCAUACUGACAGUAGUAAAGUUCAGAUAGAUAGAUCAUGUGACAGGAAUAAAAGUGCAAUGACCUCCCAAAAGUUGGGGUCAUCACAAACAUCGAUAUCAUCACAACCCUCCUCCAGCUUUCUCAAACCAUUGCAAACAAAAAACAGUGCAUCCAGUCCAUCACAAACAGCCACCAGCAUGCCCCAAUCAGCGCUAGCAAGUCCUGCCUGGCUUACCAGCCUGAACACAAAGAAGUCGUCCCCCAUGUUUACUGUGCCCAGCUCUGAAGACAAUGAUUUGGACGAUCUCGACCUGGAACUUGACUGAAGAUUUAAAUCAGGCCCUGAUUUCUGGAAAGAAUAACACUUGAGAAGGUUUUCAAUGAUUUUUUGAUAAAACAUUUAUUUAUUAAUUGAUUCACUUGAAAGUUCAAGCUAAUUUGUAUUUUCCCAGAUUUUCAGUAGCUUCCAACCAUUAAAAAUAAACAUUAUGAUUGCGACUAAAGAAAAUUUUAAUUGUGAGUCAAAUCUUAGGUUGUCACCUGAAAGUAUAAGCCUUGUUAGUUCUAAAAUACUUUUCAUUAUUUU
Mizuhopecten yessoensis (Yesso scallop) is the source of this 4245-nucleotide messenger RNA. Its product is annotated as DNA helicase MCM9-like. Gene Ontology annotation, biological process: double-strand break repair via homologous recombination. The transcript has 20 exons. Gene Ontology annotation, molecular function: ATP binding; single-stranded DNA binding; single-stranded DNA helicase activity. The coding region runs from base 113 to 3985 and encodes 1290 amino acids. NCBI's taxonomy places the organism in Eukaryota, Metazoa, Mollusca, Bivalvia, Pectinida, Pectinidae. The record is from RefSeq and is a predicted model, not a curated record. Gene Ontology annotation, cellular component: nucleus; MCM complex.